AUGAACGACAUUGAAGACAACAACAACAAACAAGUUGAGUUCACUCCACCUGUGUUACAAAAGGCAGUCUUCACCAAGGUAGAACAUCUGAAGCCAAUGACUACUGGACACAACUUGGUAUUGAAGGUGUUGAGUACAAAGGUGGUCAUUGAGAGGAAUAGGGAGAAGAAAGAAGUGGUCUCAGAGGCAGUGGUAGGUGAUGAGACUGGUACUGUCAUACUCACAGCAAAGAAUGAACAAAAUGAUGUUGUACAACCUGGAAACACUAUCAUUCUUCGCAAUGGCAAUAUCAAGGUAUUCAAUGGAUUCAUGAGACUCUACGUCAACAUGUGGGGAAACAUCAAACUGGCGCCAGAACCUGCAGAGUUCACGAUCAACACCGCCAACGACAUAUCAGCAGUGGAAUACGAGUUACAGAAAUAG
This is a messenger RNA of Acytostelium subglobosum LB1, 423 nucleotides long. RefSeq lists its product as hypothetical. Bases 1 to 423 code for a protein of 140 amino acids. The transcript has 3 exons. The record is from RefSeq and is a predicted model, not a curated record. Lineage: Eukaryota; Evosea; Eumycetozoa; Acytosteliales; Acytosteliaceae.